AUGAAUCGAUUGAUUUAUCAUAAUUUAAACAAAUCUGUACUUACUCACGCCAACAGUUAUCGGUAUCACCAUUUCAUACGCGCAUCAUCAAGUUUAUCAUCAUUCAAUAAGAUCACUAACUCUAGCUCUAAUAAUAAUGGUGGUGGUGGUGGUGAAUGGAAGAAGUUGAUAUUCACAGAUCUACAUGUCUCUACAAAGACAUUGGACAGAUGUCUAACCGUUUUAAGAAACGUUAGAGAGUGUUCCAAGGAGAGGUCUAUUAGCGAUGUGGUGUUCCUCGGUGAUUUCUGGCAUCAUCGUAAUAUCCUACAGGUUCGUCACAUCGAUAAAUUGCUAUUUGAAUUCGAGCAGUGGCAAAAACAACGAAUCAACGCUAUUUUCAUUCCUGGAAAUCACGAUCAAGUCAGUGUCGAUGGUUCGGUUCACGGCAUCCAAUUCCUCGGUCUCUUUGACAAUAUCACACUGGCGACAGAUCCCAUCAUCGAUCAUCACAACAGAAUUGCAUAUCUACCUUGGCGAGAACAAAAAGAACAACAAUCUAAACUAUUUUCAGAUCUCUACAAUGAUAACAUUGAAAGUGGAACUACUUCUACUGCUACUUCUACUUCUACUUUGCCAUGGACUGUAUUUGCACAUGCUGAAAUAAAAGGUGCUAUCUCAAACAAUAGCUAUAGAUCUACGGGUAAAGUAACAGAUAUGAAAGGAAUGUCAAAGUUGCGUGCUUGCUAUCUUGGACACUAUCAUCAACGACAACAACUUGGAGUGAACACUUGGUAUAUCGGUAGUCCGUAUCAACAGAACUUUGGGGAGAUGAAUCAUCCACAUGGAAUUGCAAUUGUAUCGAGUGGCGAUCGUAUUGAACCAGAGUUUAUUGAACUCGGUGAACUACCGAAACAUCAUAAACUCUACUAUCCAGUUGACUUUAUCGGUAAUAAAGUAAAGGAGAACGAUAUAGUUGAAGUCAAAGCAACAAAAGAUCAAAUGAAACAACAACAUUUCAUUGAUUCUAUCAAUAGCUUACCGAUACUAUCAGAGUUGAGAAGAGUAAUGGUAUCGAAUGACAAUGUUAACAACAACAACAACAACAGUAGUAGUGAAAUAACAACAAUCAAGAAAAAGUCGAUAAAAUCAAUGUCCAGUUAUAAAUUUGAAGAUUUCCUCGUGGAGUAUGUCGAGAAGAUGAUACCUGAAGACGGUGCAAAGAAAGAACAUUACAUCAAUGUCGGAAAAGAUAUAUUGUCACAUAUCAAGGAUCAUGUUAUCACACCGAUUGGAAGAAAUGUCAAGAUCACCAAAAUGGAACUCUCAAAUUUUAGUGGUGUCAAAGGUGAUUUCUCUGUUGAUUUCAAUCCCGGAAUGUUUAUGAUCAGAGGAAAGAUGGGUGUUGGCAAGAGUAGCAUCUUUGAGGCCUUGGUUUGGUCAUUGUAUGGAUCGACGUCACCGAGAAAGUCAAAUGCAACAUCCUCUCUGAAAGGCGAUGAGGUGAUCAACGACAGUGCAAAACAGACGCUGGUAAAAGUACAGUUGGAAGUCGACGGUCGUCCAAUCACCAUAACUCGGUCGAAGAAGAGGAAUCAUGGUUCGAAGAUCGUAAUCGAUGGACUUGGCCAGGAGUAUCGUCAGGGUGUCACAGCUGACGACCAACAAGCUACCAUUCACAACAUUGUGGGAUUGGACUACGAUUUGUUUAGAAUGUGUGUUUACCUUGGUCAAGGUUCGAUUGCCAACUUUGCUACCGAUACUGACAAACGGCGAAAGGAACUAUUGAUUCGAGCAUUCUCACUUGGAAUCUGUAUUCCUGCAUCUAAACUUGCGAAAGAACAACGAAAGAAACAAGAGCAGAAGGUUGACGAUCUAAUAAGACAGAAGGAUCGACUGGCAGCUUCUCUUUCCACUUGGAACUCAAUUGACUACCAAGAGGAAUUGGCGAAUUUCAACAAAAAGAGAAUGGAGAAAAUCGAAUAUCUAGAGGAUACUAUCACUCAAAAGAAGAAUACAUUGUCAAGUCUUGUUGCUGAAAAUGAUAAUAGCAACAACAAUAUCGAUGAAGCGAAACAACUAUCUUUGGAAGAUGAGAGAAUUGACUUGCAGAAUGAAUUGAAACAUUUGGAGUAUGACGCAAGACAGUACUUGGAAUCAUAUCAAAUCAGUUUGGUAUCGAUCAAUACAAAGUUCAAUAGAUGUCAAUUCUCAAUCGAUAAGAAUAGAGAUGAGAUACGUUCAUUGGAGAGUCGAUUGAAGAAACUGACCAAGUCGACAUCGACACCGGUGUCGUCUCAUUCACACAAACAGUCAGCUGACAAUCCUAUGACCUGUAGUGAAUGUGGACAAUCAAUUGACCAAACCAUUCAGGACAAUCAAAUCGAGCAAUGUAAAUCAAAUAUAAAUAGUCUGCAGAGUGAUGUUGAACAAUUGGAACUUGAACUAGCGACAAUAGACAAAGAGAAACAACUGCUUCAAACACAGCGAUUAGAUUACAAUAGAAAUCAGAAUCAAGAGAAAGCUACUGUUGAAAGACAACUGAGAGAGAUAGAAACAAAGCUAAACAACACAACAACUAUAAAGAUUGAAUACUUGAGGAAGGAAAUCAAGGAGCUAGAGUAUCAGCUGUCACAGAUGGUUAACGAUCAUUCAACCAAUCCGUUCAUCUCACAACAAAGAAUCAGAGAAACCAAUAUCGAAAAGUUGGAAUCUGAAAUCGCGACAAUUGGUAACAAGCUGACCGGUGUUGAACAACCACAUUUAGAUACGCUCAAGUUUUGGGAAGCUGGUUUUGGUACCAAUGGACUUUCAACGAUUGCUCUCAACCACGUAAUUGCAGAGAUUGAAGACUACGCCAAUGAAUACAUCUCUAUCAUGUCGGGCGGUAAGCUGUUUGUAACACUCUCGCUAUCGUCCUCUACCGACGAUGAUCUAACUAUUGAUGUUUUCGAGUUGAACGCCGCUACCAAUCAACUUCAGAAACGAUCUUUCUACCAGUUGUCGGGUGGUCAGCGACGUUGUGUUGAGCUGGCAUUCAGUCCGUUUGCACUCUCACAGGUGAUCUUCAAUCAGGUUGGCUCCACAGUUUCACUGAUGAUCAUCGAUGAACUGACGAACCAUUUGGAUCAGCAAGUGAAACCAAUCAUUUGUGACCUUUUAAGGCAAUUGCUGAAAGAACGUGAAACCGUGGUUGUGGUGGAUCACGACCAAUCUGUCCAGAGUGAAUUCGACACUGUUUUUAGUCUCGAGCAAGAUCCUCAAUCCCAACAACAUAAACUUUUAGAAAUUUAA
Messenger RNA from Heterostelium album PN500, 3273 nucleotides. RefSeq names its product putative non-transporter ABC protein (gene abcH3). NCBI's taxonomy places the organism in Eukaryota, Evosea, Eumycetozoa, Acytosteliales, Acytosteliaceae. The transcript is spliced from 2 exons. Gene Ontology annotation, molecular function: ATP hydrolysis activity. Gene Ontology annotation, biological process: double-strand break repair. The coding region runs from base 1 to 3273 and encodes 1090 amino acids. The record is from RefSeq and is a predicted model, not a curated record.